Molecule: messenger RNA, 4712 nt
Organism: Rhopalosiphum padi (bird cherry-oat aphid)
Lineage: Eukaryota; Metazoa; Arthropoda; Insecta; Hemiptera; Aphididae
Gene: MEP-1
Exons: 11
Coding region: 957-4283 (1108 amino acids)
Biological process (GO): regulation of gene expression
Cellular component (GO): nucleus
Source: RefSeq, a predicted model, not a curated record
AGACUAUAUAGACUAUUAGAGUACUAGAACUAGCCCAUUUACCGCUCGUCACUCAACACUCACUAUAGUCACCACCAAUCGGCCAUCACCGUUCAUCACCACCAUUGAUUCACUACCUAACUACUCAUCACACAAUAGAUAACACUCGCCACUUUAGUACUUUAGUGGAUACUUAUUACUUAGUAGUUAGUACUUACUCCUUGCUAAUCGCCAGUGUAAAAUAAUUUAAGUAUGAUGUCCAAUGCUAUAAAUGCUAUAUGUGAACAUUACAAUAUUUUAUUUAUAAAUUCUUUUUUACCUGUAACUUGUUUAUUAAGUACAUCUUAAAUUCAAAAUUAUAGUUUCUGAAUUCAACUGUGUAUUACUUUGAUGAGUUUGAAUAAUUGUUAUGUUUCAUGUCUAAUAAUAAUGUUAACAUUACAAUAAGUAUAAAGUGUUACAUUUCAAAUAAUCCUAAUCUAUGUUCGCUUUUGGAAUGGAGUUAAUAUUUAAUAAUCCUCUUUGAAAUGUCAAAGAAAAAGAUAAUUACAUAUAUUUAUACAACUCGCCAAUUUUCACUAGAAGAUCAAAACAAGAAUCAAAUAUCAAGGAAAAACAUAAUUCCAACAGUUAAUGUUAAUAAAACUACUACAUAUAUUUAAAGGACACAAAUCAUAAUAUAAUGUUUACAACCUAUCUGACUACAUUGGUUGUUUUUGCUGGAGAAAAUUUACUUCAUAAAGAAUAAAAGAAACAUUAAGAACUAAUUUCUAUUGAACAAGAAGAAGAAGAAGAAAAAGAAGAAGAAACUAAUAUUCAAAGUGAUUUGUACAAGUGUCGUCAUUGUUCAGUGAAAAGUUUACCUACCACAGUAUAAAGAAAGUUGUAGAGUAUAAUAUUUCUUAAAAAUUGGUUGUGCCAUUUGAUGAUAGGAAAAUUUACCAGAUUCAUUUUCAUUACAUUAACUACUCAAUGCAAUGGCAGACACAGAAAUUGAACAGAUAAAUGAAACUGAUUUAAGUGUUAAAUUAAAUGGUAGUAUUCGUGCCAAUACUGAACAACUUAAACAAUCGAUUGAAUCACGAAAAGCCAAUAAAAUGAUUGAUAAAAAUGAUCAGAAUCGUGGUUCUAGUUUAAAUUCUGAUAAAAGUUGUGUAGAAAGUAGUAAAUCUUUAUCUAACUGUAGUAAUGAUGUUGAAGAUGAUUACUGUGAAAUAAAUGAUGAAGAUAACGACAGUGAAGAUGAACAUCAAAUUAAUAAUACAGAUUGUAAAUCAGAUAAUAGUAUUAUUGAAGAUGAACAGACUCUUGACAGUGAAAAUGCAACCAUGAAUAGUGAUGAUUUGUGUGAUGCAGAAAACAGUUAUAAUGGUACCAAAGAAAUAAAUAGCAAUGACAAUGAAGAACAAAUGGAAGUUGAUGAUUCAGUAGAAGAACAAAAAACAGAAGAUGAUGAACAAAUGGACGACGAAGAGGAAGAUGAAGACGAAGACGAAGUUAGAAUAAUUGAUCAAAAUGAUACUGAAAGUAGGUCAAAUGAGAUAAAAAAAUCAUUAGAAGAUUCUAAAAUCAAUCUUGAUAAAUCUGUGACUAUUGUUAAAGUUCCAGACCCUAAGCAAAAUUUAGGUAGUAGUAAUAAAAAAAAAAUGAAAAGUUUACCUGACAUAACCUUAACUCCGCGUAGAAGUACACGGAAUAUAAACAAACUUAAAAGUUUUAGUGAUAAAGACGAAGAGAAGAAAGAUAGUAUAGUAACAGAUGAUAACACUAAAAUUUCACCUCAAAAACCACCAUCGCUUACCAAACCAAUUGUUGUUAAUGAUACUAAAAAAUUGGUGGAAAUUGCUGCUGGAACAAAACAAAAAAGUAAUAAAAAAGAACCAACUUUAGUUAUCAUUGAUACUAACAUGUUAACAGGGCGAAGUAACUUACCUAUAGCGGUAUCUGUGCAAUCAAACACUUCAAGUAAUGCCAUGAAUGUCACUCAAACAGUUAGUAAAACAAUUCAAAAUUCCUAUAAUCGAGUGCAACACUCACAGACUACUAUCAAACCCUUUAUAUUAACUACUACACCAACUCCUAUUACAGCUCCUACAAAUGUUCCCAAACCUCCAAUUAUAUUACCAACUCUAACUGAUGAUAUGUUUGUUGUUGAAGCUCCAUCUUUUAUUGUGCCUUAUGUAUAUGAAAAGCCACCCAAAAAACCAUUAAAAGAAUUUGUUGAAAAAAUUGUAAAAAUAAAAGUUAAUAAAGGAGAUGAAGCCGAAAAUCAAUGCGAAGAAUCUUCAGAUAAGAAAAAUGGAAAUAAUCAGAUAGAAAAAUACAAUAAAAAAUUAGAUACUAUUGAAAAGAUGGAUGUUGAUGAAUCAGAAAAUGAAGUAUCUGUUCAUGAGAAAAAAUUAGAUGGUGGUAAAGAUUCUGGUCCUAAAAAUAAUGAAAAUGGUGAUGUACAAAUGUUAGUAGAAGAAUCAGAAAGUUCUAAAAAAGAUGACUCUAAAUCCAAAAAUUUGUCUGAAUCAACAGAUUUAAAAAAAAGCGAUAGCAUUACCGAUCUCACUGUUGAAUCCGAUGAAAAGAAAACUGAUAUUGCUAAGCCAAAGAUUCAAAGUUCCAAUUACUUUGAAAAUCCGUUAGGCAAGUUUUUCAUGCAAAUAGGUGUAAACCUUGUUCAAGAGCAUGUUCAACUCGAUCUAUUACGUACUCAAAGAAGAAAAAGAGAUCGUGAAGGUGAUAAAUGUCCCGAAGAAGUUCAUAUGGCUAUUAGUUCUUUAAUUAAAACUUUAGAGUUUAGUAAAGAGAAUAAUGAUCCAUUCCAAUUUGGCUUAAAAAAAUGUGAACUGUGUAAUUUUAAAUCUGAAUCAAGUUUAGUAAUGGCUCAUCAUUUAGAAACUCCACAUAUGACAGCCAAUUACUGUUAUAGAUGUAAUUUCUGUACUUUCCAAGUACGCAGUCCUCAUGAAAUAUUACAACACAUGGAUACACAUAAUAUUAGAGGGCGUUUAGAAAGAGGUCCAGCUUUGCACCAAUGUCCAAGUUGUCCAUUUGAAGAUAGUUAUAAGGGUAAAUUAACCAGGCAUUUGAUUUCUUGUUCGAAAAAAUAUCGACCGGAAAUCAAUCAGGCACCUCCAUUAGACUGGGAACCUCCCGCAAAAAUACCAAGGGUAUUACGUAAUAAACCUUCAAUGAGUCCUGGUAAUGCUGUUUACCAAGCAGCGAUGUCUGGAUUUAAACAAUUUCCCAAUCCUAAUAUGUUACAAUUACAACAACAACAAUAUAAUAAAAUGGUUCUUGCAUCUGGUGUUAGAGCUCGUGGUCGUACUGUUUUACCAGGACAGCGAUUUCCAGGAAUGGUGCCUUCUUUUCCAACUACACUGCCAAAUCAAACUUCAGGAGGAAUUUUACUUAAGAAUACUAGUAUUAAACCAAUCAAUCAACCAAUUAUUGUCCCUACACCUUAUUCAAUGAACAAUCACACAUAUCAGCAAAAUUCAAAUAGUAGUAAAUCUGUUCAACAGCCAAGUAUAUCUAUAACACCUUUGCCUCGAUCGUUUCCAUCAAAUAGCACACAGUCAGCUUUUGUGUCUACCAUAUCUAAAUCCAAACCCCAACAAACUCAGUCGUCAUCCACUUCAACUAAUAGUAGCAACAAACCAACUUUUGUAAUAUGUGAAAUAUGUGAUGGCUACAUAAAAGACUUAGAACAGUUGCGUAACCAUAUGCAGUGGAUACAUAAAGUUAAAAUUCAUCCAAAGAUGAUAUAUAAUCGACCACCACUUAACUGUCAAAAGUGUCAGUUUAGAUUUUUUACUGAUCAAGGUCUUGAAAGACAUUUACUAGGGUCACAUGGUUUAGUCACAUCUAGUAUGCAAGAAGCUGCUAACAAAGGCAAAGAUGGCGGAAGAUGUCCAGUAUGUGGUAGAGUUUAUCAAUGGAAGUUAUUAAACCAUGUAAGCCGUGACCACUCUAUAUCAUUAAAGCCAGCACAUUUAUCUUACAAAUGUACUGUUUGCACUGCAACAUUUGGCAUGUAUAAACAGUUUGAAAACCAUGUAUAUUCGGCACACAGUAAUGUAGCUAAAAACUCGAACAAGAAACCUCUUGGUAAUCAACCUGUAGCAUCUUCAUCGUCUUCGUCAACUUCUAUAACAUCUACACCAAAGCCAUUAAAAAUAAAUGAUGAAAUUACCAUAAUACCACAACCACCUAAGAUUCAAAAUUUGUCUGUUAAAAGUAGUAAUAGUAAUAAACCAGUUACAUCAACUGGGAAACAAAGUUCAACUCCAACAGCAAAAGCCAAGGUGUAAAUGAAAAAUAAUAUGGAGCUAUUUGAUUUUUAGUUUUGAGUUUUGAAGAACAUGGAAGAUAUCAAAGAUUGUUUGCUUAUCCAGUUACUCGAGUUAUUUUUAAUUUUGUUAACGUUUUAUCAGGUCAAAAGAAUGACAGGUAACAUAAUUAAUUAUAUUCGAAUUUAAUUAUUCGCCAAUUAUAAUUUUUAUAAAUAUAAUGGAUAUUAUUAUUGUUGAUUUCAAAAUUGUAUUCUGUUUUUGACUACGACAAACAGUGUGUAGACCUAUAUUUAAUUAUAUUUUACUGAAAUGUAAUCUAUGAAUAUACAAUUUGUUAUAAAUAUUACUAAUUAGAAAUAAUUUUAUAUUAACGUUAUUCCCCAGAAUAUUAUGUAUAUUAUGUAUCAUCUAUCCAUGACUGUAAAUAACAAUAUGUUUAUUUUCUCA